Messenger RNA from Pogona vitticeps (central bearded dragon), 1489 nucleotides. RefSeq names its product sex hormone binding globulin (gene SHBG). The record is from RefSeq and is a predicted model, not a curated record. Lineage: Eukaryota; Metazoa; Chordata; Lepidosauria; Squamata; Agamidae. Gene Ontology annotation, molecular function: steroid binding.
CAGAGGGUUUAUGUCAACAGUCGGUCCCUGACGGUGCAGAAUCCUUGGCGUUUUCCCACUGGGUGUUCCGGCCUCAGCGCCAGUCUUCUCUGGACCCUGCAGCUCUCCAGCCAUCGUCUGCGCACCACCUCGACCAUGCUCCCCGUUGCUGCCUGGGUGCUGCUGGUGGGGGUCCUGGGGGCUUCACGGACCACCGCAGGGGAGCUGCUCCAGGAGAUUGAGAGCAGCUACAAUGGCCAGUACGGCCAGUGUUUCCAGUCCCUCUCUGGCGAGGCUGGAGCUUUGAACCUUGGACAGAGAUGGGGAGAGUCCUCUCCAACUGCUACUUUAUACAUUGAUCUGCAUGCGGUCAAAAGCGCGGCCUCUUCCUUUGACUUCCGUACCUUUGACCCCGAAGGCGUCAUCUUCUACGGGGACACCGUGCCUGGCAUGGACUGGUUUGUCCUGGCUCUGCGCCGAGGGAAGCCCGAGAUGCAGAUCCACAACGCCAUCACCAACCUCACGGUCUCCGGAGGACGUCGCCUUGAUGACGGCCGGUGGCAUCGGGUGAUGGUGAAGAACGAAGGGCACGUGGUCCUGCUCGAAGUGGACGGAGACGAACAUCUGGUCUUGAGCCACGUCUCUUAUCCGAUCGUUGAGCAGCAAGAGCCGUCCAUGCGCAUCGGGGUGGGGGGACUGUUCAUCCCCGUGCAAGAACUGCUGACUCCACUGAACACGGCCAUGGACGGCUGCAUGAGGCGAUGGGACUGGCUGAACCAGACCGCCGAGUGGCGGGAAGGGACCUCCUUGGAGGAUGAUGGGACCAAGAGCUGCUUCCCCAACAUCCGGCCCGGCAGCUUCUUUCCCGGCCGUGGCCUGGCCACCUUCUCACUGACAGGUCUCCCCAUGGGGCUCAGCCCUACCAACGGGAGCUGGUCCCUGACUCUGCAGAUGGGGAUCGGGGCUGCCCCACAGUCGGGGACCUUGCUGGCCGUCUCCAGCUUGAAGCAGACGCCCGUCCUCCGCCUGGACCUGCAGCACACGGAUCUGGUGGCUCACCUGGGGAACAAGACGGUCCUUCUGGUCCCCCUUCCCUUGAGGGGUUGCCUGGAUGCUCAGCUUUUCCUGCGGGUCACCCCCGCUCGCCUCACCCUGCGGUUGGGCAGCGCCGAGAGCGUGGUGCCCAUCCCGAGGACCGAAUUCGACAGCUUGAAGCACCUCUGGCUGAGCAAACGGGGGCACCUUGUCGUUGGAGGAUUACCAGGACAGGAAAUCUCCGCUCUGGCUCAGGAGAGAAGUUAUUUCCGGGGCUGCCUGCACGCGAUCCGGGUGCAAGGCCAGGAGCUGGACCUUGAUUCGGCACAAUCCAGAAGCAACUCCAUCUGGGCGCACAGUUGCCCCGGUCCCGAUGACGCGGAGAGCAAAGCCGCCCUGGAUGGGGGCAACUGAAAGGGGACCGUGAUGCGCCGGGAUCCCGCUGGGCCGGCCGUGCGCCUACUCUCUUCUUCUC